Messenger RNA from Cyanistes caeruleus (blue tit), 3101 nucleotides. NCBI's taxonomy places the organism in Eukaryota, Metazoa, Chordata, Aves, Passeriformes, Paridae. The record is from RefSeq and is a predicted model, not a curated record.
GAAUUUGGGGCUGGAAAAGCGGGAAUUUGAGGCCGGAAAAGCGGGAAUUUGGGGCCGGAAAAGCGGGAAUUGUGUCCGGCGCUCCCGCAGGUGCUGGAGGCGUUCGAGCAGGCGGAGCGGGAGCCGAAGCCCCCUCCCCACCUGCUCUUCUCCGACGUUUACCGGGAGAUGCCCCCGCGGCUGCGGCGGCAGCGGGAGGAGCUGCAGCGGCACCUGGAGACCUACGGGGAGCACUACCCGCUCCAGAACUUCCAGAAGUGAGCCCGGAAUGCCGGGAAUCCCGCGGGAAACCCAGGGGGAAACCACGGGAAUCCCCCGGGAAACCCAGGGGGAAACCACGGGAAUCCUGCGGGAAACCCAGGGGGAAACUCACGGGAAUCCCACGGGAAUUCCAGGGGGAAACCACAGGAAUCCUGCAGGAAACCCACGGGAAUUAUGGGAAUCCCCUGGGAAAUCACAGGAAUCCCACGGGAAUUCCAGGGGGAAACCACGGGAAUCCCAGGGGGAAACCACGGGAAUCCUGCAGGAAACACAUGGGAAUUCCAGGAAACCCCUGGGAAAUCCCGGGAAUCCCCCGGGAAUUCCAGGGGGAAAGCACGGGAAUCCUGCGGGAAUCCCAUGGGAAUUAUGGGAAUCCCCUGGGAAACCACGGGAAUCCCCCGGGAAUCCCCUGGGAAUUCCGGGAAUCCCCCAGCACCCUCAGAAAUCCCUGGGAAUACCGGGAAUCCCACAGGAAUUCCAUGGGAAAACCACGGGAAUUCCACGGGAAUCCCGGGAAACCCCUGGGAAUUCCGGGAAUCCCCUGAGAAUCCUUCAGCACACUUGGGAAUUCUGGGAAUCCCUCGGGAAUUCCGGGAAACCCCCCGGGAAUCCCUCAGCACCCCUGGGAACCCCUCAGCACCCUCAGGAAUUCCAGGAAUCCCACAGGAAUCCCUCAGCACCCUUGGGAAUUCUGGGAAUUCUGGGAAUUCCAUGGGAAUUCCACGGGAAUCCCGGGAAACCCCUGGGAAUUCCAGGAAUCCCACGGGAAAUCACGGGAAUCCCACGGGAACUCUCCAGGAAUCCCUCAGCACCCCCGGGAAUUCUGGGAAUCCUCUGGGAAUCCCUCAACAACAUCGGGAAUUCCAGGAAACCCCUGGGAAUUCCGGGAAACCCCCGGGAAUGCCUCAGCACCCCUGGGAAUUCCAGGAAACCCCUGGGAAUUCCGGGAAUCCCUCGGGAAUUCCAUGGGAAACCCCUGGGGAAUUCCAGGAAUCCCCUGGGAACCCCUCAGCACCAUCAGGAAUUCUGGGAAUCUCCCGGGAAUCCCUCAGCACCCCCGGGAAUCCCGGGAAUUUUCCGGGAAUCCCUCAGCACCCCCGGGAAUCCCCCGGGAAUCCUGGGAAUCCCUCAGUGUUCCCGAGAAUCCCAGGAAUUCUCCAGGAAUCCCUCAGAAUUCCUGGGAAUCCCCUGGGAAUCCCUCAGCACCCUCUGGAAUUCCGGGAACCCCCCGGGAAUCCCAGGAAUCCCCCGGGAAUCCCUCAGCACCCCCGGGAAUCCCAGGAAUUUUCCGGGAAUCCCCCGGGAAUCCCUCAGCAUCCCCGGGAAUCCCUCAGCACCCCUGGGAAUCCCAGGAAUUUUCCGGGAAUCCCCCGGGAAUCCCUCAGCAUUCCCAGGAAUCCCCCGGGAAUCCCCCGGGAAUCCCUCAGCACCCCCGGGAAUCCCUCAGCACCCCUGGGAAUCCCAGGAAUUUUCCGGGAAUCCCCCGGGAAUCCCUCAGCACCCCCGGGAAUCCCAGGAAUUCUCGAGGAAUCCCUCAGCAUUCCCGGGAAUCCCCCGGGAAUCCCUCAGCAUCCCCGGGAAUCCCUCAGCACCCCUGGGAAUCCCAGGAAUUUUCCGGGAAUCCCCCGGGAAUCCCUCAGCACCCCCGGGAAUCCCAGGAAUUCUCGAGGAAUCCCUCAGCAUUCCCGGGAAUCCCCCGGGAAUCCCUCAGCAUCCCCGGGAAUCCCUCAGCACCCCUGGGAAUCCCAGGAAUUUUCUGGGAAUCCCCUGGGAAUCCCUCAGCAUUCCCGGGAAUCCCCCAGGAAUCCCCCGGGAAUCCCUCAGCAUUCCCGGGAAUCCCCCAGGAAUCCCCCGGGAAUCCCUCAGCAUUCCCGGGAAUCCCAGGAAUUUUCUGGGAAUCCCCUGGGAAUCCCUCAGCAUUCCCGGGAAUCCCUCAGCAUUCCCAGGAAUCCCCCAGGAAUCCCUCAGCAUUCCCGGGAAUCCCCUCUCCGCCUCCCAGUCCCGCUGGAAUCCGCCCCAGAAUCCACCUGGAGCGUCCCGGGGAGCCCUGCCCGCCCCAGCAGGGAUGAGCCCAUCCGGGAAUUCCCGGGAAUUCCCAGGGAUUCCCCCGGGGUUCCCCCGGCGAAUUUCCCCCCAAAUUCCCGCCGGGAUCCCGGGGCAGCGGGAAGCGAUCCCGGAAUUCCCGGAUCCCCCAAUAAAAUCAGAUCUGGGAAGAAAAGAGCCUCGGAAUUUUGGGAAUUUUGGGGAUUUUGGGGAUUUUUUUUAGGGGAGGAUCCGGCGGGAUUUGAGGGCUCCGGGAAUGACCCAAACACCCAAAAAAAAUAAAAACAAAAUCAGUGGGAAAAGAAGGGAUUUAUUCAGGGGGGAUCCCAAAAACUCCGGAUCCCGGGAGGGUUCAGGGCGGAUCCCGGAUCCUGGGAGGGUUCAGGGUGGAUCCCAGAUCCCGGGAGGAUCCCGGGAGGAGCAGGGGUUGAUCCUGGGCGGAUCCCAAAACUCCGGAUCCUGGGAGGAGCAGGGGUUGGUUCAGGGUGGAUCCCGGAUCCAGGGAGGAUCCCAGAUCCCAGGAGGAUCCCGGGAGGAGCAGGGGUUGAUCCAGGGAGGAUCCCAAAACCCCCAGAUCCUGGGAGGAGCAGGGGCUGGUUCAGGGAGGAUCCCGGAUCCAGGGAGGAUCCAGGGUGGAUCCCAGAUCCCAGGAGGAUCCCGGGAGGAGCAGGGGUUGAUCCAGGGAGGAUCCAGGGUGGAUCCCAGAUCCCAGGAGGAUCCCAGGAGGGUCCCGGGAGGAGCAGGGGCUGGUUCAGGGAGGAUCCCGGAUCCAGGGAGGAUCCAGGGUGGAUCCCAGA